GGUGCCAGAUCCAAGAUGGCGGCCUUCGGGGAAGGACUGUCUCUCCCUCUCUGUUGAGGAGGUUUACUCUUCACACCUUUCCUAAGCUACAAUGGCCGAAGCUCUGCAGCAGGAAGAUGAGCUGGACGGAUUUGGGAAACCUUCAGUCCAAGAUUUCCUUCAAGGUUUUCAGAUCAUCAAACAGGGAGCAGAAGCCAAAAUCUACAGAGUCACUUUCCUGGGGAGGCCCACCAUUGUGAAGGCAAGAUUCUCAAAAUCUUACCGACACCCUGCUUUAGACAAGAAACUUACACAUCGCAGGACAGCUCAGGAAGUACGAUCAAUACUUAGGUGCAGGAAAGCUGGUAUUUCAACUCCUGUGGUGUAUUUUGUGGAUUACAAUUCAAACUCUAUCUACCUUGAAGAUUUAGUUGGCUCUGUAAGUGUCCGUGAUUAUAUAACAUCAACUUGGCAGGAAAAAAAGGAAACGGUGAGCCUCUAUCCUUUGGCUGAGAAAAUUGGGCAGAUCUUGGCAAAAAUGCAUGAUCAGAAUGUCAUUCACGGAGACCUCACUACCUCAAACAUCCUACUGCAGAAACCAGAGGAUGAGCAGAGCUUGGUAAUGAUAGAUUUUGGGUUGAGUUUUAUCUCUGCUCUGCCAGAGGAUAAAGGGGUUGACCUUUAUGUUUUGGAGAAAGCUUUCCUAAGCACUCAUCCCAACACAGAGAGUGUGUUUGAAGUCAUUCUGAAGAGCUACUCAGCAUCUUCUAAGACAUCGGGACCUGUGAUCAAAAAACUUGAUGAAGUCAGGCAGAGGGGGAGAAAGAGGUCAAUGGUUGGAUAACUAAUAUUUUUAUUUGGUUAAAGCUUAGCUUCAUUUUGUCCUUUAUCUUGAAGACCUUCAUCAAAUCUGUAAUAUACAAAUAAAAAGAUACUUUUGUUUGAA
This is a messenger RNA of Callorhinchus milii (elephant shark), 925 nucleotides long. It is a transcript of the gene tp53rk, whose product is annotated as TP53 regulating kinase. Gene Ontology annotation, biological process: protein phosphorylation. Gene Ontology annotation, cellular component: nucleus; cytosol; EKC/KEOPS complex. The transcript is spliced from 3 exons. Bases 92 to 823 code for a protein of 243 amino acids. NCBI's taxonomy places the organism in Eukaryota, Metazoa, Chordata, Chondrichthyes, Chimaeriformes, Callorhinchidae. Gene Ontology annotation, molecular function: protein serine/threonine kinase activity; ATP binding. The record is from RefSeq and is a predicted model, not a curated record.